CGCUCGUCGAUAUCGACGUUUACAAAAAUGAUUGUUCGCCAUGGAACGUUAUGGGCAAUCGCAGUGCUGGUUCUUCUCGCGAGUGUAUCAUUUUCGGAAUCUGUAAAAUUGCGAAAACCACGAAAGAGGACCACAGCAAGAACUCCAUAUCAACAGUCCAGAAUUGGAUCGGUAAUCAUAAGAGUGAUGCAUAAAUAUUCUAAUGAUGAUAUCACGCGUAGUGCAUCGGCUGGUUGUACUAACGGCAAUUGUAGAAAUGCGCACAAUAAAUUUAACUUUGAACCUGUCAACGAAGCGAUGUCCGAUAAAGACAAUUUCCUCUCAGACGAGGAAUCGUUGCGUUACGUCGUGCAUCCGGAGAAAUAUGAACAUUUCGUGAUGAGAAAGAAUUCAGGACACGCGAAUAGAUAUAAAAGGAACUCUACAUUUUCGGAAUUACAUUCAUCAAAUACAGACGAUUGUACAGUGGUUAAUCAUGAUGCGAGUGAAGUAUCAAAAAACGUAAAUAAAGGAAAUUUUACGAAAAAAAUAUACAGACUUCCGUUAUACAAAACAGUUUCACUAAAUCCGUUCAAUAAAUACACAAAGAAUCUUUCAAAAUUUUUAAGUGAAGCAAGCAGAACGAGAAGAAGCCUCGCUGUUGAUUAUUCUUCGCAAAGAAACGAUAGUGACAGUGGUGAUGCAAGUAAUGUACCAAAAAACGUAAAUAAAGGAAAUUUUACGAGAGUUCCGCUAUAUAGAAUAGUUUCACUAGACGGGCUUAAUAGAUAUAUAAAGAAUUCGAAAUUUUUAAGAGAAACAAGCAGAAUGAGAAGAAGCCUCGCUAUUGACGAAUCUUCGCGAAGAAACGACAAUGACUAUUAUGCACAGCGAAAAGCUGCCAUGGACAGAUAUUAUGCUCGGCAGCGUGAAAUAAACGCGCGAUACGCUAAUCGAACAAGUACGACGCCGCGAUUAAAGUACAACAACGUGUCGCCGACAAGCAAUGUUACCCUGUUCAAUCUCGGACGUAUAUAUUCUAAUAAAGACUCGACGGCGAGGAACACUGCAACUUUUCUUCAUCCAUCCACAAAGAUAGAUCCAAUAUAUAGCAACGAAUCGCGAUACAACAAAAUACCAACGGAACUGGACAAUCGACGAAACUUCGUUCCUGAAAUUGAACCCGGUUUCAAAUCUGACACGGAUUUGUCUCAAGUAAGAAGCAGCGAUAAUAGCGAAAGAAACGCAUUGGAUUAUUUCGUCACACCCACGCCCUGCACGAAUUUAUCCUCAAAUGGCACUUUCACGUCGAAAACGCGAUCCAAGCAGGCACAAAAUUACACCAGUGAAACAGAGAACAUCGAAGACUGCGCUAACAAUUCAGCAGAUAAGAAUAACACCGAAGGCAACCUACGAUGGGGAAAGUGCGAAGGAAAAAUUAUGUAUCAACACAAUUUGCUUCUAGGAUUAAGGGGUCCUUCGAACCUUGAUGCUCUGUUUGAAGUAAUCAUUCAAGGCCCUGUCUGCAUCACUUGCGUAGAAGCGUUGCGAUAUAACGAAACUAGAGCGACUGUCGCAUUGGAUUCCGGAGGCCGUGGAUACGAAUAUGCAAAACUGAGGCUACAGGGUUACGAGAACGAAGGAUUUUCCUACAUAAUAAAGGUUUGGGGUAUCAAUAAAAUUGGUGAGGUUUGCGAUAAGUAGUAGGCUAAUCAAGAUACAAGCAACGUAUAAAAAUAAAUAAGCUAGGUAACAUUAUGUCAUACACGUAUAAAUCAUUAAUAUGAAAAAAUCAUUAAUAUGAAAAAUUAAGUAAUAUUUUUAUAAAUAUAUUGAUUUUUUAUGA
Messenger RNA from Atta colombica, 1825 nucleotides. RefSeq lists its product as uncharacterized. The record is from RefSeq and is a predicted model, not a curated record. NCBI's taxonomy places the organism in Eukaryota, Metazoa, Arthropoda, Insecta, Hymenoptera, Formicidae. The transcript has 2 exons. The coding region runs from base 28 to 1683 and encodes 551 amino acids.